This is a messenger RNA of Linepithema humile (Argentine ant), 7301 nucleotides long. The record is from RefSeq and is a predicted model, not a curated record. NCBI's taxonomy places the organism in Eukaryota, Metazoa, Arthropoda, Insecta, Hymenoptera, Formicidae.
AAUCCGCGAUUUUUCAGGUGUUUCGAAUAAUCGGCAAAUUAUGAUUUGAGUUUGCUAUCAAGACGUCUUCUGUCUUAGAACUCUGCGGCGAAAGGAGACACAAAAAAAAGUGCGAAAUCUCCUCGAAAAGUGCGAAAUUCUCUCAGAAAGAAUGAAAACGAGUAUAUGUGAGUACAUUGCAAUAUUUUAAAACCGUAAAAUGAUUUAGCCAAUGCGACCGAGUAUAUAGAUAGCAUCUUUCGUACAUAAUCCACGGUUUGUAAGGCAGAUGUAACGAAAAAUAUUGAAAGAUUCUGAUAUGAAAUUGUUUCCGAAUCACUUGCUACUACGAGAUGCUAUCGGGAAAAAGUUGAAAUAAGACGCGUGUAUAUAUCGCGGAUAUAUCGUGAUUUUGAAAUCAUGGGUUAGAUUCGCUGUUGUGCGAAGGGAAGCGCGAAUCCGAGCGCCUCUGACGGAGAACAAGGUUAGUUGAGAUGACAUAUUCAAAGUGUAUUGCAUCCAUAUAGGUUAACUUGUGUACGCACCGUGCUUUAUAACUUGUUAUUUGCUACGUAUGCUUCGAAAAAUAUUGGAAGAUGCUGAUACGAAACUGCUUUCGCAUAGUUUUUUGCCGAAAUAUCAUCGAGAAGCCGUAAUAAAUAUCAUCGAUAAAACGUAAAUGUGAGGGUAUGUUAAUUCUGUUUCCGCAUUGAUAGCUCGAGCUUGAACAUAAAAACAUUUUAGUCGAAAUUAGUCGAAAAUACGUCCAAAAUAUAUCGUGUUGUGCCAAUUAACGUCCGUAGUAUUAGAUGUUUCGCGAAUGUUUACGCGAGUGCAAAGAAAAACAGGAAUGUAGCGCGAAAACAAGUGUGCAACUAUUCCGGGAGCUUCUACGGAUCAACGAGGCUGAUCUACCUUGUGGACGGGUGAACGUGAGACGUUGUCGUCAUUCAUCAGAUGCAACGGGUACAGCGGAUGCACAGGAAUGCUUGCAACGGGCCAUAUUGGCCAGCGAGGAGAUAAAGACCCCAGUCAGUCUUAUACAGAAUUUCGCCUGUCGGUCGCGUGCGAGGCUGAUGACGUCGCCAGCGGUCUCGCACUCGCCGUUCCAUCGACGCGAUCGAAGCACCGCAAUUCCCCGUCAGCCACGCCGAGGGGUCCAGCGCGUGCGGGCGGCAUAGGUCAGCGAAAAAUGCGAUAGGGGACGGACGGGAAGAAUACGAUCGCAAAGAGAGGAAGAAUAGGCGGACGAGGGAGAGGAGCGGGGAAGGGGGAGGGUUUAUCGCCCGAUGAGAGUGCGCCAUGUGCUCGAUCGCAUCGGCCGCCUGGCGACGGAGGGUUGUCCUCCUCGGGGCGAUGUUGCUGCUGCUGCUAUCCUGGGUGGCGGGCGCGGCGAAGGACUGCCCGAGCAUGUGCGCGUGCAAGUGGAAGGGCGGCAAGCAGUGGGUGGAGUGCGCAAACCGCGGCCUCAACGGACUGCCGAUGGGCGCGCAGGAGGAAACGCAGGUGCUCGAUCUAUCGGACAAUCAAUUGAUGAACCUGCCGGCGGAGUGUUUCCACAAGCUCGGCCUGACCAAUUUGCAGCGUCUUUAUCUAAGCCGAUCGCACAUCAGUCAGAUCGCCGCCGAGGCGUUCGUCGGUCUGGUCGGCCUCGUCGAACUCGAUCUAUCUGAGAAUCUGAUCGAGGAUGUGCCUACGGACACGUUCGCGUUCUGCUCGAACCUGAUGCGGCUUAUACUGAACGGCAAUCGGAUCCGGAAGAUACGACAGGGCGCUUUCCGCAAGCUCACCCAAUUGACUAAUCUUGAGAUUAGUCAGUGCGAGAUCGAAGAGAUCGAACGGGGCGCCUUUGAGGGUCUCGAUUCGCUGGAGUGGUUACGGCUGAACGGCAAUCGACUCACUCGUGUGCCCGAUUACACUCUGCCGCUGGGUAGCAAUCUUCGCGGCCUGACUCUUCACAACAACCCGUGGCAGUGCGACUGUAGGCUCAGAUCUAUGCAGGGUUGGCUGAAGGAUUCGGCUUCGACGGCGCCGCAAGAGUCCGAGCCGGUCUGCGGCGUUCCGGAGAAAUUGCAAGGCAGACAAAUUAAGAGUCUCAAAAUUAACGAUCUGGCCUGCCUGCCGCAUAUCGAACUUCAGAACAAUUUAGAGGUCUACGAGGGCGAGAAUGUCACUCUGAAAUGCGAGGUUUACGCGGUGCCGACCGCCAAGGUCACCUGGUCAUUCAACAAAGUACCGUGCGAGCUGCAGAACGAGAACGACUCCGUGACGAACGAUGCCACCACAUAUUCAAAAUACUUCUACCGGCAACGUGGCGGGACCAACAUGAGCAGUACGCUGUUCCUCUACUCAGUAGAGUUGCUCGACGAGGGCACGUACGGUUGCGUUGCGGAAAACAGCGCGGGUUUCGUGGAAGCAAAUCUCUCCCUGCGUGUGCUCUUCCGUGAGAAAACCACCGUGGAGCCACCAUCUGACAAUCCCGCGUCCGGUUACGUGGCCGCGAUAGCCGCCGGCGCGCUGGUGGGCACACUUCUGGCGCUGGGCUGCCUCGUGGGCAGCGUGAUCUACUGCGCGAAGAAACGCCGUCGCGACCGAAAGCGCAACUCGAAAGCGCUGGUGACGCAGAGCAAAUCGGUGAUGCCGAUCACGAAGGACACCGCCGGCGGCGGCGGCGGCGGCACUUGCCGAAAAGGCAACGGCAGCCUGAUCGGCUUGGAGCAUCAGCAGAUGGUUUCCUACACCGAGCGCGAGAUCAAUCGCGCGGCCACCCUCGAGCGCCGCGAGCACUCGCGAAACAAUCCGGACCGGGACGCGUAUCGAGUGGCAAGUCCGGUCGCCAAGUACCUGACCGAACCGGAUCUAAUUAACGAGGUGCCCGAGAGCACUGAAGUGGGCUACGGCCAGCUGUACGGGCGGCAUCAUCAGCGCGCCGGCGGUGUCGACCGGCAGAUCCUAGAAUAUGAUUCGGGCUAUCCGCUGCAGCCGGAUCUGCGACCGCCGCCGGUCCUGCCGCAGAUGAGUUAUCUGGACCAGGAUGGUUAUCCGUUGAACUUUGGCCUGCCCAAGAUCUCUUUUAGCACCGCCAGCACGCUGCCGAGGCUCCGCACGCGGAUGACGGAGCCCGGCUCGGCGGCCGCGCCGGCCGCAAGAUACUCGCGCGAGGCCGAGUUCCUCGCGAGAUCGCCGGGAUACGAUCCCGUGUUGUCGCGAACCGACGCCAGGUACACUGCCGAGGGCUACCCCUAUCCGACGCAUCAACAUCAGCAACUUCAGCAGCAGCAACCGCAGCAGACGAUGCCGUCGCCGAUUCAACCGAUUCAGGCGAUCCAGCCGGUCGAGCAACCGAUCCAGCAACAGCUGCCUCUACAAUCGCCGGUCUCGCCGAUCGCCGUCUUUCCGGAAGUACCCUUCAUACCGUCACCUCCGGCGGCCUAUCGCGGCGAGACCACCCCCUUAUCGCCGCGAUCCUUGCUCAGUAAAACUGCCCGCGAGGCUGCGGCUGCGGCCGCCGCAAGAGCAGAGGAGCUUCAACCGCCGAAUCACCCAGAGAGUCCCGACGAGGGCUACGUAGGAGACGCUAUGGACGUCUGAAAAAUGGCCAGUGGACGACGAGUUCUCUUCUCGUGAAUUUAUCCCGAAGGAAGAAUGUUUUAGACUGAACAAUUUAUUUCUGGAAACCGCCAUAAUUGAAAUUUUUUAAAGGCAAGAAACUAAAAAAGAAAAAUAGUGUUAACAAUCGUGCACAAUUUUCUUGGGAAUUGUCGAAGAAGAAGCCGUUGUCUACAUUUUUACGAAACAGUUUUAUCUUGGGAUAACGAAUUAAUUUUAAAAGUGUCUUCGAGAUUGCGAUUCGUGCUGGCUUCGUCCUCAAAUAAAAUCGACCGACGUAUAGCCAAUAAACGUGAAAUAGAAUGGGAACGUUAAAUGGCAUUGUUACGACGAGAGAAAGAACUGAGGUUUGAUAACGCUCCGCGUCAGCAAAGCUCGCGAGUCCCGACGAUUUAGAAAAUGUUGAUGGGCUAAUGACGAAUUAUCAUAAGUGCAAGGUGGCGCCGGAUGUGACGGAAGAAUGCGUCCCGAGAAAGGGUGCCGGGCGUCCUUUCAUCGUCGGAAGUACCCGGCGACGAGGAAACUGGUUUCCUUUCCGUCGCCGUAAUCACGACGCGAUUCACGGAUGAACAGUGUUUGCCUUCCAGUCUGGCGACUGGCAGGGAUAUAGAAUCCUGCCUGCGUCCUUUAAGCUUCAUCCUUGAGAUAACACGAAAUUUGUCUUCGCGCAUAAUAUUUCAUUCUCUUUCAAGGUAACUAAUUUAUCUACAUUUUGUUGAAAUUUUAAACGAAACAAAAAUGAUUUUUUAGGCAAGGAAACAUGAACAUAGGUUUGCAUUACGAAGAGAAAUAAAAAUUGUUUUGGUAAAUUGUUUAUUUUUAGUAAACUAAAAUUGACUGUUUUAAAUUAAAUUAAAAUCGACCAUUUUCACAAGCAAAUUAAUAAAGUAACGUAGAAAAGAGCUGCCGGGUAACAUGUCGAAAUUGAAAUUAUCUUUUAAUGGAAUAUAAAUAUUUAGCUUUUAAAAACAGACAAUUGCAAAAUUUCUGUUGUAAAUGUAAAAAUUAUACAUAAUAACUAAUGUUCAUUUAAACUUGAUCAUAUAACGUUGUCGGCGGAUAGGCGACUUUCGAAUAUCGAGUUUUAGAAGCAAACGCAAUUUUACGCAGUGACGAAAUUUUGCAAAGAGAGUUCCGCAUUCGUCGUUUCAUUUAAUUAGAACUUUUUAAACGAGCUUGCUAACGAGAAUAACUUCGACGCGCGCGGUCAAUUUUGCGAAUUUCAAUUAAUCUGCCAUGAAUGGAUGUGCCAUUAGGCCGUGUUUUCGACAAAAACGCGACGAAAAUGUAUGCGAUCGUACUAAAACCAUCGUGAACGUGGUUUAAUUAGAUUUAAAUUUGAAAAGUGCUUUCAUCAAGAUUGUUCUGCAAAAUAUUCCUCCUAUAAUGUGUUUUAUUUUUAUUUUUUAGAAAUUUUGCAUUGUUAUUUCUCAACCUUGCGAAGUAAAAAGAAAAAUACACGAAAUAUCAGCCAGGCGUUUAAACAUCGCAUUUUAAGUGCGGAGAAGUAUUUCGGAAAUUAAAUAAUUAGGAAUCGCACAUCCUUGCAUUUAAUCGCCAUUUCCUUAAAGGACCUUCUUAAAGAACUUUCUCAAAAGACCUCGCCUGCAAUUUCAAUGAAUAACAUCGUUAAAUCGAGUUAAAUUCUGCGAGAAAAUGCAACGUAUUUCCUCGAGGAGAGUACAUUUUAAAGGUAAUUAUUUCAUUUAAUACAUUAAAGUAACCAGAAACAAAUGUUUUGACGAUUUUACGUCGGCGUUUCUUUUAAAGAGAAACGAUUUUUUCAAAUCAUAUUUUCCAUACGUGAAAAUUUUUUAUACACUUUUCUAGGCGCCUCAUGCAUAUUUAUUCGCAUCGAUUAAAGCCCGGCGAAAAGAAAAAUUCAAACGCAACACAUUCAAAACAAUUUCUCUCUAGCGAAAAAAUCCAAACGACAAUUUUCGGUUUUUAUGUUUCCACUUCGACGCCAUCCUCUCAGAUCGUUUUUUCGUAGAUAAAAAUUUAUCAUUGCGAAAUCUGUCGCUUCCUUCGUGUGUAUUUAUUUUUGUCGAAUUGACGAGCCAGCAGCAGUUAAACGUUGGAACAAGAAAAACAGUAGCGAAGUUUAACGAUCUUGCUCGCAGGCGAUAUUGCAUUCGCUCGUUUGCGGCUCGUUUGAGUGAAACACAUUUUCUCUUUUUCCGUUCAAUCCCUUUUCGCUUCUUAUUUAUUCUCUUUUCGUCCUGUGUGCGCGCUAAUUAUAAUAGUGGCCGCAGGUCCGUUCGGUAACGAUCUCGGUUUUUAUGGAAAGCUUUCUCGGAUUUUCCUCGAGAAUCCGUUGAGACACGAGAUACAUUUUUGCGUUGUAUUUCAUAAGGAAAUUAUACGCGAACGGAGUUAUCUUUCCGCGGAAUCUCCAAUUUUUCAAUUCUCGCGACUUUUCAAUAUUUUCGGUGCAGAUGGGAAACACUUCUGAAACAAAAUUCCGCUCUGAUAAAUCGGUCGAAUUAAAUUUCGCAAGGAAAUCAUACGCGCGGAAUUUCAUCAUAUAAAGGCUUAGCGUCCCGAGAUCGGUCGUGAAUAUUAAUCGGCUUUCCUCUCGCGCCGGCUCGCUCGCGAGCGGUGAAACAUUCACGCCGGCGAGGAAAAUCUCGCGAGGAAAGCGGCCCGCCCUAUUAACUUCCCUCACAUUCACAACGCGCUGCCACGAUGCUUUCCGGUAAAUGUAAUCACACGUCGAUGCAUUAAUCAGCCGCCCGACGAAACUCCCGCUAACUCCACCCGUCGGGUAUGCACGUCAGAAGUUAAGGGCUAGCGACGGGGCGGGGACGGGGUGUGGGAGCUUUCCGGUUAAAUGGAAAACGUCCCUUCCGGGACUAUCGGGAGAGUAUAUUAUAUUAAAUUAAUACAUUUGCAUGUAUCGGUAUUUCGCAUUAAAAAUUCUCCCAACGCCACAUCGAUCUCUCGUCUCACGGAGAGAGCUUUCUAUGGAAAACAAAUCAGAAAAGAUCAAUCGCUAUUCAUAACAGUGUAGAGCAGCGCGCAAACACGGGGAUCUUAUUCACUCGAUUUUUAUACAGGGUGUCUUAGAAGAAGAAUAUUCAGUGGCGAAUAUGGAGUGUAUAAAUUCUCACGCUGCGAGGUCGAUUAUGACGGGAGUGUGUGUAUGACGGGAAGAUAGUGAAAAAUAGUGCGAAAGAGAGAGCGUGAAAGAGAGAGAGAGAAAGAAGAAAGAUAACAUUAAGUAUACACGGAAAAUGAGGGCCGAAGCCACACUUGAAUCGAUCUCCUUCGAAACCACCCAUCCUGCCGCUCCGCCUCCCCCCCUCUCCUCUUCCGCGUAAACCACCCUCCUUUUCUCGACCGUAAAACUCCCGCGGAGAGUUACGACUCGCCGACGCUCGCAGACACAAUCACGCAUACACAAUCACGGACAGACGCACACACGUACAUCCUCGUUUACGUACUUACACACACACACACACACACACACACACACACACACACACACACACACACACACACACACACACACACACGUAUACUCACACUCUGACACACGCAUACAGUUUCAGGUAUACACGAUGUUCCGAACGAUUGAGCAAUACGAUUUGUAUUACCGUGUAUAACGUAAUGUAUUCGAUUCUGCACAUGUCGUAUGUACUUUGGAUGUAGCGAAGGAUUUUUCACGACUGAUAUGAGAUUAAAGGAAUAAAGAUAGCUUUUGUAUUAAA